AAAAUAAAAUAGAUAGAAAUAUGCAUGAAAGCGGUGAACCUACAACUGCAACGGGUGAUGCUUCAGCCAAUCAUUUUAAAGAUGGAAUUAUCGAUUUAUUGGCUGGAACAGCUGGUGGAAUUGCCAACGUGUAUGCUGGACAACCAUUAGAUACAGUUAAAGUAAAAGUACAAACAUUCCCGAAUCUCUAUUCAAAUUGGAUUGUUUGUCUCAAGGAUACUUAUAAAUUGGACGGAAUUCGAGGACUUUACGCUGGAACUCUCCCAGCUCUAGCUGCAAAUGUUGCUGAAAAUGCAGUUCUCUUCACUGCCUAUGGUUACUGCCAAAAAACAAUUGCCACACUGAAUGGACUCGAAGAUGUCAGACAAAUGACACCAUUGGAAAAUGCAUUCUCCGGAUCUCUUGCCGCAGUUUUUGCAGCUACCGUACUCUGUCCAACAGAACUUGUCAAAUGUAAACUUCAAGCAGCUCGUGAAAUGAAGAAGAAGUGUACACCAUUCUCUGUUUGUCGGGAUAUCAUGAAGGAUACUGGUGUCCGUGGAUUCUUUGUUGGAAUGACUCCGACUCUUGCAAGAGAGGUUCCUGGUUAUUUCUUCUUCUUUGGAGCCUACGAAACAUGCCGUUUCUUAUUGACUGAUGAAGGACAGAAAAAGGAAGAAAUUGGACUUGUGAAGACAGCAAUGGCUGGAUCAGUUGGUGGUAUGGCAUUAUGGACAUCCAUUUAUCCAGCAGAUGUCGUUAAAUCGAGAAUGCAAGUCACCGGAGGAGGAACUUUUAUGUCUACUUUGGGCGCUGUCGUUAAAGAGAAUGGAAUUCGUGGACUCUACAAAGGACUUCUACCAACCAAUCUAAGAACUUGCUUCGCUUCUGGAUGUCUUUUCGUCGCUUAUGAAGAGACACGAAAGUUCUUCCACUACGUCCUCUAGAUUAUAUUAAUCUCUGCCUAGUAAAUUUUUCAAUUUUUCCUCAUUUUUUCUUUCCAUCACACAAAUAUCAUCAUGCUAUGAGAGCUUUCUUCGUUGUUUCUCUUAAUGUUUUUUUUCGGUUUCUAACGGUUACUCUGAGAUUGCCAUAGGCUCACUUACGCCCGGUUGUUGUUUUCUAAAUUUUUUAAUAAAAAUUGUUUU
Messenger RNA from Caenorhabditis elegans, 1127 nucleotides. It is a transcript of the gene T10F2.2, whose product is annotated as Mitochondrial ornithine transporter 1. The coding region runs from base 21 to 926 and encodes 301 amino acids. Lineage: Eukaryota; Metazoa; Nematoda; Chromadorea; Rhabditida; Rhabditidae. The transcript is spliced from 3 exons. The record is from RefSeq and is marked reviewed. Gene Ontology annotation, cellular component: membrane; mitochondrial membrane.